AUGCAGUAUGCAAGCAUAUGUGAUCUGCAAGCGUAUGCGAUGUGCAAGCAUAUGCAAUGUGCAAGCAUAUGCGCUCUGCAAGCAUAUGGGAUGUGCAAGCAUAUGCGCUCUGCAAGCAUAUGUGAUUUGCAAGCAUAUGCCAUGUGCAAGCAUAUGCAAUCUGCAAGCGUAUGCGCUCUGCAAGCAUAUGCGAUGUGCAAGCAUAUGCGAUGUGCAAGCAUA
Messenger RNA from Volvox carteri f. nagariensis, 222 nucleotides. RefSeq lists its product as uncharacterized. The annotation marks the transcript as partial. Lineage: Eukaryota; Viridiplantae; Chlorophyta; Chlorophyceae; Chlamydomonadales; Volvocaceae. The record is from RefSeq and is a predicted model, not a curated record. The transcript has a single exon.